Lytechinus pictus (painted urchin) is the source of this 825-nucleotide messenger RNA. RefSeq lists its product as uncharacterized. NCBI's taxonomy places the organism in Eukaryota, Metazoa, Echinodermata, Echinoidea, Temnopleuroida, Toxopneustidae. The transcript is spliced from 4 exons. Bases 319 to 825 code for a protein of 168 amino acids. The record is from RefSeq and is a predicted model, not a curated record.
GUCAUGGUAAUAAUAUAUAUUUUUUUAAAUUGACGCUCAAAUCUUGUGAAAAUAGGUAGAUUUUUAAAAUAUAAUUAGAACUUUUUUGUUAGAGGUUAGAACAGAAUUACGUAAUGUAUCCGGUUGCGAAUAUGCACGUACGAUUCAAAUGCGAUUCAAAUACAUUCAUCUUGGCGCUGAAAUUUUGACGUUUUGGAUUUGGCAGGACCGUUUGUUGUGUGUGGCGUAUUGAUUUUAUUUCGGUACUGAACUAGUGAUUCCCUAAUUCAAUCGGGAGAUAUCAUAUUCCCAUUUUACCUGCUGAUUCUUCCAUCCACCAUGCCAAACAAACGAAAGUAUAAGCAAUACCUUGAGCCGGAAUGUGCAAGUGAUACAUCAAUACCACGCACCACACAGUGGAGGCUCCGGGACGAGAGGCCAAGGGCCCCGGCGGGCGGCGGAGGAGAAGAUCGACGUGACAUAGGCGUAGCACUAGCAAUCGGCAAGCGACAACGGAAAGGCACUGUCGACUCAGGAUCAGAAUCAGACAUGCGAGAUGAAUCUAGUUAUGACCCUUCUUCAGAAGAUGAAGUGAUCUCCAAUACUGAACAGCAGCCAGAUGAACGGGAUAGUGAUGAGCAUGAAGUUGCAGCAAACUACGAUGGUACACAAGAGAUUGAAGAUCCCGGCAUUACAUGUACAUCAGAUUCUGAAGAAGUAGAGACUGAUUCAUCCUCAGAUGAAGAAAGUGAUGAAGAAAUUGGUCAAAAUAAUGGAUUUGCUGAUUUGCUGGAAGAGAAUGCGAAUGAUGCAGAUCUUGUAUGGAUCUGCAGCCAUGACGUUUAA